Spodoptera litura is the source of this 4843-nucleotide messenger RNA. Its product is annotated as SH2 domain-containing protein 5. NCBI's taxonomy places the organism in Eukaryota, Metazoa, Arthropoda, Insecta, Lepidoptera, Noctuidae. The record is from RefSeq and is a predicted model, not a curated record.
CUCGCUCGGCGCGGAAUACUUCACAACUUUUAUAACUCACUUUAUUGUUCUUCUGGCACUCGAUGCGACCUCGGUGCGAUCUUAAAUAAGUAUUUAAUGGGAUGAUUCAAGAACAUUAGACGAGUUUCUAGUGAAUGCCUCAGUCGCCUGGUAGAGCUCAGUAGUGAUGCGAUGAGCGGCGUGCUGGCGGCUGUGAUAUGUGGUGAGAGGAGGCCGCGAGCGCCGCAUGGCGCGCCGCCUCGUGCUGAAUGGUCUCACGGCGGAGGUGGGCGCGGGCGGCGCCGCGCCGGGCUCCGCGCCGGGGUCGCCGGACUCACUGGAGUUCUACCACGAACUGGAGCUGUACCGUCAACUGCUGGCGCUGUCUGACGCGCCAAUUCCCGCGUCACCCGCGCUCCCCACACCAGACCCGCUCCCGCCGCGUUCACUCGGUCAGCGGCGCGCGCGCACGCCUGAUCCCACUCCCUCUACAAAGUGUCACGAUGAGCCGCGGCGCAGUCGUACCCCGGGCGGCGGCGCGCGCGCUCGGCUCCCGCCAGUGCGUUCCACCAGCCCCGAACUCGCUACUGUCGCCGUGCGACACGCCCGGUACCUGGGCUCGUUCCCGGUGGCCGGCGGCGAGCCGGCGGCGCGCGGCGACCAGGUCUCCGCGCAUCUACAACUCAUGAAGGAGAACGGGCGUGCGGUCCCGGUGCUGGUGGUGGUCGCUCUCUCGGGGGUCAAAGUAUGCGACCCCGACGACCAGAGCGUGCGCAUGGUCCACGCGCUGCGUCGCAUCUCGUACGCGACGUGUGAGGCCGCGCGCGCGCUGUUUGCGCUGGUGGCGCGCGAGCCGCGCUCCGAGCCGCCGCACCACUACUGCCACGCCUUCCAGACCGACACGCCCGAACAGGCGGAGGAACUGAACUCGUUGGUGGGAGAUGCUUUCCGAAUGGCGUUCGCGUCGCAGCUGCAGCCCUCCGCGCCGCUCUGGAGUAAGGAGCUAAGCGGGAGCGACUGCGGCAUGGGAGUACGCGCGCCAGACACCCUGCCCGGUCUCACACACCACUAUUGCAGCGACAGGUCCCCAGCGAAAUGCAACAUAAUGGGUGUGUCAAAACUAGUGAACGAGCCGAGUCCGAGCAGCUCGGAGGAGUCGAACUCCCCGACGGAGCUGAACUGCUACCGGCGGCUGGGGGAGCGCCCCCCGCUCAUGAAGAGACUGGCCAUGGGGCUCAGUGGAGCACUGCUGCAACCGUCCGACGAUGACUCCACGCCUCUCGUCGCAGACACACCUACCACGCCCACAAAUCUGCCACUAUGUAUGAACGGAGGUUACAUCAACGAGGCGUCAGAAGCGGAGGCUCGCACGCGGGAGAGUAACCGCGAGCCCCCCGCAGUGCCGGCCGCACCGCGCCGCACUGAGCUGUUGACGCAUGAUCUAGAUGUCGACUUCAGGAGGUGUAAUAAUAUCAAGAACAGUGAGUCUGCAGCGUGUAGCCGCACGACGUCGUCGUCGUCGGGCGCGUCCUCGUGCGGCGCCGCGCCCGCCAACAACAACGUGCCGCGCGCCGAGCCGGAGCUGCGCCAGGCACCAUGGUUCCAACACGGGAUACCACGAGAGAUAGCACUAGAAGUCCUGAGCUCGCAGCCGGUGGGUGCGUUCCUAGUGCGCGGCAGUACGACGCAGGCUGGCUGCUUCGCGCUGUCCGUGCGCGUCCCAAGGGACUUCACGCCCGCCGGCAUCGCGCACUACCUCAUACUGCGCACGCCCAAGGGAUAUAAGAUCAAGGGCUUCACGAAGGAGUUCUCGUCGCUGUGCGCGCUGGUGACGCACCACAGCGUGAUGCCGGAGCUGCUGCCGGUGCCGCUGCGGCUGGCGCGCGCGGCCGCCCGCCCGGCGCCGCGCCGCGACCACGCCGACCUGGACGCGCUCGCGCACGCACACAACCACAACGCGCACACACACCACCACUUCCUCGCACAGCUCGACGUCUAGCUUCAGCUCCGACAGUGACGUCACCCGCUCUGCACGUCAUUUCCAUUUUAGUCAAACGAACUUUGGAAUAAAUGCAAGCGACAGGUGUGAUUAUUAAAGUUAAUCAAUUAAUGUAUGUACAAAAAUUCUUAGGUUGUUAGGAAUUUGAACAAGGAUUUUAACUCAGUAUCACAAAUUCUGUCUCAUUACACCUACAUGGAAAAGUAACACUAUAAUUAUGGUAUCGACAACCUACAAAUUUUUGUAUAUUCAUCAAUAUCAAGAACAAAUUAGAAAAAUAAUACUCAUGUAUGUUUGUUGGGAAUAUCAUGUUUGCUGUUAUAGUCACUAAGAUAGAACGUAAUAAUAUAACAUAAUAAUAUGAUUUGCGAAAGGAUAGUUUCAAGAUUGCCAUUGUUUGAAUCGCCAUCAACAUUAAGAAAAUACUAAUUAAUAUCACUCAACAAUUAAAUAAUGUUAUCAUUACUUAAAUUAAAACCAUAGAAAGGAAAAUGAAACGCACAUAAUUCUAUUCACAAUUGAAUCACUUCGAUGAAACGUUACAAUAAUUAUCUUCGCAUUAAAACUAAUUAUUCACUGUUAUACAAAACAUAAUAAAUAUGAAAAAAUAUUAGAUUUCUAUAUAACGAUUAUGAAAGAAGAAUAUUAUCUAAAAUAGUCAAGUUUAGGGAGUCAUUAAAUUAUUGUAUGUUGUCUAGUAACUGUUGGUAAGUUCUCUUUGUAAGAAUAUUGUGAUAAAUAUCAUACUUAGGGUGUGUACGCAAAUGUAAAAAAUAUAUUUGUAAAAAUAUAAUGUGUAUAUGGAUUGUAAUUAUUAGAAGAUUCGUGUCAUAAUCAUAGUUUAUAUGAUAGUUAUAGUGGAGGGAACCGCGCGUAGUCUGGCCUUAGCAACGAUGUCCUUGUUUCAGCUUUUAUACGAAGGCAAUAUAAUCACAUAAUUGAUGUAGAUGCAAAAAGUACAAAAUAGUACGUUUUGUCCUUUACAACAACUUUUAUCGUUCUCCGAUAAUACAAACAAAAUUUAGGGCCUGAAUCGUAAUCUCAAUAUGGAAGGCACUGCGGAAAAGUAAAAAAUCUGUUCUAUAAUCUGAAGAAACAUCCAUGGUACAUAUUAGUAGCACUUGAAACAGGGAUGUCGUUGAGUUUAAACUAGUUUGCGCUUAAAAUGUUUAAUUAAAUUGUGUAGGUAUGUUCUAGUCGAAUGAGAUGUACAGCGGAGCGAGCACGGAAUGAUGCACGGACAAUACCACACAUUUGUUAUUUGUAGAUACUCCACGGACUAGUGGAUGUGUUAAAUGUGUAUGUUUCACAGUCAAGUUGUCCACAUUGUCGACACGACAGACCUGUGACCUGUGUGUUUGUAAACUUUGAGUUCUAUAUUUGAAUGCAAGUACAUAGGAGUAACAUAAUUAUUCUUUUUUCAUCUUACCACCAUUUUUGUAUAAUAAUAACUGUCAAAAACAAAUAAAUGAACAAAAACAUAUAACUUAACCAAAAUCACGGGUUACUCACGUGAAAAUACUGGGAAAAGCUCACUGGUGAGCUGUGCGAGAACCCCUCUGUGGUUCGAAACUAGUAGAGCUUUUCUCAGUAUAUUCACGUGAAUAACCCGCGAUUUUAGUUAAUUUAGUAUGUCUCACGAUACUUCUUAUAAAAACACAAACACAUGACACUUAAAAUAAAUAUUAUGAGCCCCAGUAUAACUUGAAAUUAGUUGGGUAUCUUCGAAUACUUUUUGAACGUGAACCAUCAAUGUUAUUUUUCAACUGUAUUCAUUAAUUGUAUGAAGUUUGCAGAUCAGUCAAUAACUUUCUAAGGAAAUUAAGUUUAAAUAAAUGUCUAGUGUGUCGACAAUAGUGAAACUAUACAAUAAAAUUAAAUAGAGUAAACAUUGGAGAACAGUGACUGUGUCGCCAUCUCUCGGUGUAUGUUGUAAACAAGUUGCCUUUUAGCGAGUACCUACACUGCGGCUUCGCGUGAGUGACACACAGACACACAAACUGAAACAAAGAGUUAUGAAGAGAAUGAAAAUAUCGGUUUUAUCAACUGAGCGUUUCCAUUAAUGAACACAUUAAAACUAUUGAUGUUUCCCUUAUAUUAAUUGUCUUUUGCAGAGAAACUGAAGUCUUAUUGUUAUAAGUUAGCAGUCUUGUUGUGUGUGUGUGUGUGUCUGUUCGUCACACAAUAUGUUGUUUGUUAUACACUGCCUUAGUACGGAUCGUUUGUAUAAACGUAAAGAUAUCAGUAGCUUAGUCUGUUGAUGUUUACUGUGACUUGCCAUCGUAAUUACUACCUUAUUGUUAGGACAUUAUAGCACUUGACAGUUUAAUAUGGCAGCUGGCAAUACUAUGUAUCGUUACUUAAAAUGCUUUAAAGCCUUUAUAAAUAGUCCUAUUUACUUUGUUGUAAUUAGAGUUGGAUUUCUGAGGUCUCGAAACAUGAUGCUGGUAUUUAAAUGAUUUUAUAUAUAUAUUAUACUUAUUAAGUCUUGGUGAUGAUACCUACUUGCAAUGUAUCCGUGAUAAAAACGCAGUUAUCUGUUACACUUAAUUAUCACAAAAUAGGACUUGUAUUUAAUAAAUCUACUCAGUACUUAAAACAAAGUCAUAUUAGUAUCCAUUCAUGUAAAACGAUAGCUUACUGUGCUCAUAUCACGCCUCGUAGCAACACGUUUACUCUCGACAAUUUUCUAGAUCGUCUACUAUUUCACUUUCACAAUCUUGACACCAGAUGUCGCCAUGUGAAACGUCAGAUUUGUACCUAAUAAGCGAAUUUUAUCCACCUUUAUUACAAGUGUAGUUGACUACAUCAGUGAAACUAAUAAUUUAUUUACGUAUAAAUAAAAUAAAUAUCAAGAAUAUUACA